UCAUAGAUAUACCUUGAAAAGUUGAGAGUGAUAGAGAGGAGAGAUGAAGGUAGCUGAAGUGCUUCGCAUGAAUGGAGGAAUUGGAGACACCAGUUAUGCCAACAACUCCCUUCUUCAGCAAAAGGUGAUACUUAUGACGAAGCCAAUAACCGACAGAGCCAUAACAAGCCUCUAUACCAGCCUCAACAAUCCUAAGACCAUUUCCAUUGCAGACUUGGGCUGUUCCUCUGGCCCCAACACCUUUCUCGCCGUCUCCGACCUCGUCAAAGCCGUUGACAACCACCGGAAGAAGCUCCAGCGGCGACACUCUCCGGAGUUUCAGAUUUACUUAAAUGACCUUCCCACCAACGACUUCAACACCAUUUUCAAGUCGUUGCCAAAACAUGAAGAGGAUUUUAGGAGGGAGAUAGGAGAGGGGUGUGGGCUGCGCUUCUUUAAUGGAGUUCCCGGUUCAUUUUAUGGCAGGCUUUUCCCCUCCGAUACCCUCCAUUUUGUUCAUUCUUCUUCUAGUCUCCAUUGGCUAUCUCAAGUACCUAAAGGAGUAGAAGAGAACAGGGGCAACAUUUGCAUGGCAACUGCUAGUCCACCAUCUGUGAUAAAGGCAUACUAUGAUCAAUUUGAACAAGAUUUUUCUACUUUUCUCAAGUGUCGCUCUAAAGAAUUAGUGAAAGGUGGAAGAAUGGUUUUGACCAUGUUGAGUAGACAAAGUGAACACCCUACCUGCCAUAUUUGGGAACUCCUAGGUUUAGCCCUCAAUGAUAUAGUUGCAGAGGGUUUUGUGGAAGAAGAUAAACUAAAUUCUUUUAAUAUUCCUCUAUACACACCAUCUUUAGGGGAAGCAAAAUUCUUAAUUGAGAAGGAUGGUUCCUUCACUAUUGAGUGCUUGGAGGCUUUUCAAAUUCAUUGGACUGAAUAUAAUAAUGGAAGUGAUUAUGAUGGGUACAACGUGAUUGCUAGGUGCAUGAGAGCUGCUGCGGAGCCUAUGCUUGUUAGCCACUUUGGUGAAGGAAUAAUUGAUGAGGUGUUCCGCAGAUACGAAAAGAUGAUUGCUGAUUCCAUGUCGACUCGCCCGGACUACUCUCAACACAUUACUGUUACUAUUUCGGUUAUUAAAAUGUAAUUUAAUUCUAAAUGUAUCACAAAUUUGCACUUAAU
Molecule: messenger RNA, 1155 nt
Organism: Ipomoea triloba (trilobed morning glory)
Lineage: Eukaryota; Viridiplantae; Streptophyta; Magnoliopsida; Solanales; Convolvulaceae
Product: salicylate carboxymethyltransferase-like
Exons: 5
Coding region: 44-1120 (358 amino acids)
Biological process (GO): methylation
Molecular function (GO): S-adenosylmethionine-dependent methyltransferase activity
Source: RefSeq, a predicted model, not a curated record